Molecule: messenger RNA, 1094 nt
Organism: Saccostrea cuccullata (small rock oyster)
Lineage: Eukaryota; Metazoa; Mollusca; Bivalvia; Ostreida; Ostreidae
Product: N-lysine methyltransferase KMT5A-like
Exons: 6
Coding region: 357-809 (150 amino acids)
Biological process (GO): regulation of DNA damage response, signal transduction by p53 class mediator; regulation of transcription by RNA polymerase II
Cellular component (GO): polytene chromosome; nucleus
Molecular function (GO): transcription regulator activity; histone H4K20 methyltransferase activity; protein binding
Source: RefSeq, a predicted model, not a curated record
AUAUUACAGACUUUCCUUACAAUGAAAUCAAGCAAAACGAAUGAAAAUUGUUUUUAUAUUAUGCUUAUAAUAUAGAACUAUAAGCAAAGAAGUUUAUUUUUUUAAAAAGUUUAUAAAGAAUUAAAGAUGUCACACGGAUAUAUCAUGUAUAUUGGUGUAAAUCAAACUGAAUAACAUAACGUCAUAAGUUAACAAUGAUUGUGACAAAAUGACCGUGGACGAAACAAUCUGUGAUCAAAAUACCCAUAGCCUAGGAAAAAAAAACCUGUCUUCCUGAGUUCCUCCUCUCUUCGUGGCUUAGGCAACGUCUCGGGCGUCUGUGUUCAGUAUGUUCAAGAUUAGAAAUAAGCUAAAAAAUGCGAAAGAAAUGGGUAAAUCCCCUAGAGGAAUCUCAGCUUUGGGUAAAAAAAGAUCCACCAGGAUUUGAAAUUGAUGUUUUUGAAAACAAAGGAAGAGGAAUUAGGACCACUGUGUCCAGACAAAGGGGAGACUUUUUGCUUGUGUAUGCAGGUCAGCUUUUAUCCAAAAAGGAGGGUGAGAGAAGAGAGAAAAAAAAAUCAUCAGGAUACAGAUAUUUUUACAGAGAUUUAUGCAUUGAUGCAACAAAAGAAGAUGGAAGACUAUGUAGACUCGUCAACCAUGGAACGAAAACAGAAAUAAAUUGCAAAAUGAAACUUUAUAGGGAUUGCCUUUGCCUUUUUGCUACAAGAGACAUGAAGCAGGGAGAAGAACUUUUGUAUGAUUAUGGCCUAAACUCAUACCCAUGGAAAUCCAAUUUAAAUUCAAGGGGCAAAAGUUCAGGUGAGUAAAACAACAUUUUAGAUAAUUAUUUUCUUUCUUAUGUAAAACACUUUUAUUUUUCUUUGUAAUAAUAAUUUAAGGUUAUAAUGACUUCCUUUUUUUUGUUCUAAUUUUUGGACUUUAUUAAGACUUUUUCAUUUUUUUGUUACUUUGUUAUGUUUUACCAGUAAGUUUCAGGAAUAAUAUGCAAGGUAUUUUGUUAAAGCUGUCUGUAUUGGUAGGUUAUGAAAUUUUUUAGGCAAAUUAACAUGUAUAAUUAAUUGUAUUGCUGAAAUUUCUAACAUUGGUAUAUA